ACUGUAUCAUUUUAUGUAUUGUAAUAUUUACGUGUUAUUCAAUAACACACUUACUUAAAAUAGCUACAAGAAUCCAAAAUGACCUAAACAAUACGCAGAUUUAUUGAACUGACCUAAAAUGUCAUUCCGCCUCAAGACUCGCUCGGAUUGGUUCGCCAGGACGCCUCAUCUUCCUGUCCCUGUGUUGCCUGGUCCAGUAUCUUAUGUGUUUUUCAACUACAUGAGAAAGCAGUAUCGUCAGAGAAAACCGUCUCCUGGGCCUCGACCUUCCCCUAAGCAAAUCAUCAGUGAGCUUUCGUAUGUACAGCAAGGGGAUAUGCACAAGUACGCCGACAUACGCUACAAUUUCAUGAUUGGUCCUGAUGGUUACGUAUAUGAAGGCAGGGGAUGGAUAUCGGCAUCUACUCUACCAAUUCAAAUAACCAAUACUACAUUCCAUUCGUUGUACAUUGGAUAUAUUGGAGACUAUGCGGAUAUGCCACCUCCAAAAGAAACAUUUGAAGCAAGAGAUGAACUGUUGAAGUUUGGAGUUCAAAACAAAUUUAUCAAAAAAAAGUUUUAUAGCGUUACCCUUCAGCUACCAGAUAGUUAUAAAUGCCGAUGGGAAGAAUACGUUGGAUAA
Macrosteles quadrilineatus (aster leafhopper) is the source of this 622-nucleotide messenger RNA. Its product is annotated as peptidoglycan recognition protein 1-like. Gene Ontology annotation, molecular function: N-acetylmuramoyl-L-alanine amidase activity; zinc ion binding. The record is from RefSeq and is a predicted model, not a curated record. Gene Ontology annotation, biological process: peptidoglycan catabolic process. Bases 119 to 622 code for a protein of 167 amino acids. NCBI's taxonomy places the organism in Eukaryota, Metazoa, Arthropoda, Insecta, Hemiptera, Cicadellidae. The transcript is spliced from 4 exons.